Felis catus (domestic cat) is the source of this 4790-nucleotide messenger RNA. It is a transcript of the gene TXLNG, whose product is annotated as taxilin gamma. Bases 740 to 2110 code for a protein of 456 amino acids. The record is from RefSeq and is a predicted model, not a curated record. Gene Ontology annotation, molecular function: syntaxin binding. The transcript has 8 exons. NCBI's taxonomy places the organism in Eukaryota, Metazoa, Chordata, Mammalia, Carnivora, Felidae. Gene Ontology annotation, biological process: regulation of cell cycle.
GAGGGGGUGCGAGGCGGGGGCGCACCAGGUGUGACAGCCACGUGCGGCCGGCGCCGGGGAGCCCCGGGCGCCAGGUGUUCCUUCUCCCAGCCCCCGCCCUCGGCGUGUUCUCGGUGCUCCCUGUGUUCCCCGCGCUGGGCGCCGCCGUCGGGGGGCUGCCUGGGUCAGUGGCCGGUCCUGCUCUUACCGGGCAGGUGCGCAGGGCGCGCUGCGGGGUGCGCCGGGGCGGCGCGGGCGAGGCUGUUGCGCAGUAAGAUAACCGCGCGGGAGCCGGGGUUGCACUGCGCCCCCCUUCCCCCGCCCCCUCUGCGCUCCCCGCCACUGCGCGGGCGGGCGAGCGCCGCGGGGCUGGGAGGACCGUUCGGCUCCCGGCCCUGGGGCUCAUCUCUGGGCGCCACCGGCCUGGUUACACGUGGGGCCGGCGAUGGGAAGACGAUGCUGGAGGACCUGGGUCCCGCAGAGUUGGGGGCAGCAUCGCGUGAUAGCCGGUCUUCCCAUUUUAGCCUCCCUCCUCCUUCUUGCUCUUUAUUUCCCCUCCUUUUUUUUCUUUCCUUUUUUUUUUUUUUUCUUUUUUUUUGGUGGUGGGGGGGGGUGAACGGAAACUUGACCGCCUCCCCCACCCUGGCCUUUGGUCUCUGUUAAUCUGGGAGGCAGGCUGGACCGUUCCCCUUGCCUUACUUGACUCACGUCAAGGAGUUUUCAGUGUCUCCCUGGAUACAGGAAAAUCGAGACCUCCAGAAUGGGAGAAUUCCACUUGUUCUGGAGUCAGUGGGUGGAGUUCGAAAAAGAUUGCACAACAAAUGGGGUACAGGGCUUUCAGGACCCAGGAGUGGAAAUCCGCAGGUUUGUGAUUGGCACAAUGGAAGAAGCUGGAAUGUGUGGGUUAGGGGUGAAAGCAGACAUGUUGCGCAACUCUCAGUCAAAUGAUAUUCUUCAACAUCAAGACUCAAAUUGUGGUGGUACGAGUAACAAGCAUUCAUUGGAAGAGGAUGAAGGCAGUGAUUUUAUUACAAGGAACAGGAGUUUGAUGAGCCCAGCAUACUGUACACAAGAAUCGAGGGAGGAAAUUCCUGGGCGAGAGGCUCGAACAGAUCCCCCUGACGGUCAGCAAGAUUCAGAAUGCAACAGAAACAAAGAGAAAACAUUAGGAAAAGAAGUUUUAUUAUUGAUGCAAGCCCUAAACACCCUUUCAACUCCAGAAGAGAAACUGGCAGCUCUCUGUAAGAAAUAUGCUGAUCUUCUGGAGGAAAGCAGGAAUGUUCAGAAGCAAAUGAAGAUUUUGCAGAAGAAACAAGCCCAGAUCGUGAAAGAGAAAGUUCAUUUGCAGAGUGAGCACAGCAAGGCUAUCUUGGCAAGAAGCAAACUAGAGUCUCUUUGCCGGGAACUUCAGCGUCACAAUAAGACAUUAAAGGAAGAAAACAUGCAGCAGGCACGAGAGGAGGAAGAAAGACGUAAGGAAGCCACCGCACACUUCCAAAUUACUUUAAAUGAAAUCCAAGCACAGCUCGAACAACAUGACAUACACAACGCCAAGCUCCGCCAGGAAAACAUCGAACUGGGAGAGAAGCUUAAGAAGCUCAUUGAACAGUACGCACUGAGAGAGGAGCUUUCUCUUUAUAUGGAUAAGUUUGAAGAAUUCCAGACUACCAUGGCAAAAAGCAAUGAACUGUUUACAACCUUCCGGCAGGAGAUGGAAAAGAUGACAAAGAAAAUUAAAAAACUGGAAAAAGAAACAAUAAUAUGGCGUACCAAAUGGGAAAACAACAACAAAGCGCUUCUGCAAAUGGCUGAAGAGAAAACUGUCCGUGAUAAAGAGUACAAGGCCUUUCAGAUAAAACUGGACCGGUUAGAGAAGCUGUGCAGGGCUCUUCAAACGGAACGGAACGAGCUCAACGAAAAGGUGGAAGUCUUGAAGGAGCAGGUCUCCGGGAGGGCUGCAGGUGCGGACCUAGCACUGCCUGGGACGCAGCCCUGCGCUGCCCCGGUGUCCCCCAAGGAGCCGAACACUGCUUCUGAAAGCGCCCCGGGAGUCUCCCCGGAGGCCGUGCCCAAGGCAGCGAAGGAGAGAACGGCCGUGUCCGCCGGGCCAGGUAUCGAGUCUGUCGACUGAAAUGAAGUAUGAUCACUGUAUCGAGAGCUAUAUUUUGUGUAUAACUUUCUGUUAGUAGUAACUAUUGGUUUUGUGGUGAAAAUUUUCUUACUUUUUCUACCAUAUCUGUAUUUUCUUAGAACUACUGGACUUACGUGGUACAGGAGGCUGCUUAGCAGUUUUGAAUAGUUUUCCUUCGAUACGUUUUCCUCAGCCGUGUUGCACAUCUGCCUCAUUUCCCUCCAUUGGAACGCAUGUGACCAUUGCUUUGUCCUAUCUUCCCUAUUUCUUGCACAGAAUUAUUCUCAUUUCACUCGAGAUGGGACCGAUCAUUACAGGGGAACUUUGUUCUGAUAAUGGUUCCUUGGUGUGAAAACCAUAUUCAUUUAAACAUCCCGGCCCCCCGAUUAAUAUUACUCAAAAAGAAAUCAAGAUGAUUAGCUUUGUCUUAACGGUCCAUUUAAAUACCAAGUAAAAAUAAGGUAGGGUUGGGUCAGAAACCAGCAUAGCAUCUUUGAUUCAGAUUAGCUUUUUGAUAAUAUUUAUAUCACUUGACAAAUUGACAUGGCUGCAAGCCUCAAAUUAUUCAAAGUUUCGGCAGAUUAUGUACAUAAAGGUGUCACUUUUAAAAUAGUAUAUACAGGCAAAUCAUCAGACAAACAGGCUUAAUCUUGUGACUAAAAACAAUCCUACUGCUUCGGUUUCAGGUUAGAACUAGAACCAGUGUUUGAACUUGGACCACCUAGACACUUGGACCGCCGUGGAAUAUGGUCGUUUGUUGGCUUUGUUUGGGAUUUGGGUGCACAUCCUCCACUUCCCGCAGAAAGCAGCCACUGGUGGUUGUCAUUUUAAGCCGGGGAGGGUUCAAUUCGCGUGUAGCUUUCAUCAAGCGGAAGUCCCUCCUCUGCUGCCUUCUGGCUACUUGAAAUUUGGUGUUCAUCUAGUUGCGUGAAUCCCAACAGCAGUUCUCCAGGUUUUUAAAAAGGGAAUUUUAAUUGUGGAUCAUGCUAACCGAAACAUUUUAUUUCCAAAACAGAAAAGACUGGAACUCACAUUUUUAACUGUGGGAAGACUUGGCAGAGAGUUUUAAGUAGUCAGGAUCCAUUACUUAGGCUCUUGGUGUGUGGCUCUACCACCCCCUUUUCUUACUGUCUUUUAAGAGAAAGCCAGUAUUAAUUAAUCUAGGUCUCUGCAAUUGGCUUGGACUGGGGGAACUUGCCCUCUGAAGCAUGUCACUUCUGAAUUUGUUCAGCUUUCCUUUGUUGUUAAUCAUGUUGAGUGUGGCUGAGUUAUGCAAAUGAGAGGUCAGGUUGCACCAUGAAAGCUUGGACUUUGAUUUGCAUUGAAAAUACUUUAUGAAAUAAAAAGGCUCUACUAGAAUGGAUGCUCUAGCACAUUCCACUGAGCACAACUAUCAAACUGAAAUUGCUCACUGGACUGAAUGAAGUUUGUUCUGUCUAGUUAAAAAGGUUUUCUCUUUAAAAUUGUAAAGUCCUGUCACAGUCCUAGUCGAAACUGGGUUCAGAGAAUCGAAAGUUGUCUAAAGGAAACUUCCACCCUUGGUCAUAUGAAAUCGAGGGGUCAGACAGUGGAGGAAAAGAAAAGCACAGAGCACAUUCUGUCAUUACUGUCAAAAGGAGUCAGAAGCAAAAACAAAUACCCCUCCUCCAACGGCCUCUUCUUAUAAAUACUCCUUUCUGCUACUAGAUGAAAUGUUGGACUCGUUUCCCCUAGAGGAGAUGAAGGUAUAUAUCAAAUAUAAUCUACUUUGAAAUUAGUACUAAUGAUAUUUCACAAGAACUCUGCUGGAUGUACAGCUCUUACUGUUGAAGCCAUUUGUGUAGCUCACCACGUUUCUUUGUGGUGCUUGUCCUGUGUGGAAGAUGUGAAUCUUGGACCUGUUGCAUAUUUUCAAGGGCUUUAUAAAGCAAUGUGAUUAACAGUACUUGGCCUGCUGCUUUUGGCUUACUAUGUAUUUGUAGCUAGAUGCGAUCACGGUAUUUCAGGGAGGUAGAUUCCGCUUGGGAUGCACUAGGUGUCCUUUCAGAAUCUUGCCUCCCCUUACCCUGUGAAUCAAAACAAAUGGGACCCUCUGAGGAGAUCUCCUCCCCACCCCCAAGCUGUCACCUCACCAGCUCAGUGUUGUGGCUUUGUAGCACGCCCUGUGUCCACCAUAUUCUAGAACACUGUAAUGCUCUUAGGCUGGUCCAGAAAAGGUUUAAGUGUCGAAUUCACUUCAGUUGCAUUUGUUGCACCAUCCUGGGAUCUUGCUGUGUAUUAUUUCUAGUGGCGGUAGACUCCAAGGAGUAGAGAAUACUUGGAUCAUGGACCAUUUCACCCUCAGACUUGUUAGGAGUACAUUUCUUGGUCUUGAGACCAGUGUUUUUUUAGUUAUGUAUGCAACUGCCUUUAUUACACCUGGUUAUCACAAUUCAAUUCUCAGGUGUUGCAGAAAAAUCUACCUCUUUCAGACUGUAGAUGGAAAUAACUGUGAAAAAAAAAAGAUGCAGAGAUCUUCUAGUUUGUGCUAAACACACUGCUUUAUUUUUUACAGCCCACGUCUUUCAUGAGGAUACGAAUUGUUCAGAGGCAGUCUUGUUUUGCUUUUCAAAGACAUUUUGUAGAGAUUUUUCACUAAUGUGAAUCUGAUUUUAUCUACUCGAUUCUGUAUAGAUGAAGUAAAUAUGUAUGAUAAAUUUAA